AUUCUUGUUCUGCUUUCAGCCACUGAUAUUCCCGGUCCACCACAGCCACCUAUGCGUGUAGACUCACAUCGAUCACAGACAUCAAACCCAUUAACAUCUCAACCUAGGUAUCAAGCCGGACCAAAUUUACCAUCUAACAACCAGGACUCCCCUUAUCUUUUUAUAUCACAAUGUCACUCAGGACAGACAUCAAAGACAUCAAGUGAGCGGCACCGUUCCAGUGUGGAUAGUAUACCCGAUGAACUGGCCCCCCCACCACCUCCAGCAAAACACAAUAACUACAUGUCAGGGGAAUCUAGCACUGAUGCGCACUAUGAUCAUCCACGGUCAUGUGAUUCUUUUGUGGAAGAUGAUGGUAUCUACAAAACCCCUCCAAGUCGAAACAUGACAUGGAGCAAUGGGGAGGCUUCAAUGAUGUAUGAUGUGCCUCUCGCUACUCGUAAUGGAUUUUCCCGGGAGAGAUUUUCCUCUGAAAGAUCUUCUUCAGAUAUGAAGGAUGUUUUUUAUGAUGUCCCCCCGAGAAAGUCAGACCCGAGUGUGUGCUAUGACACCCCUCCCUUAAGAACAUCGAGCCUAGACCCUAAGGUGCCAGCACGGCCACAAAGGCACAUGUCCAAUUCAGAAGCUUAUCAGAAUAUACCGUAUAACAGCAAAUGUUAUUACAACACAUCUUACGGUUCUUCGUCUGUAAAUCUUCGUGGUCAACCCCCAAGACCUGCUCCUCGUGGUCACAGCAAAAGCUAUUCUCUCAAGACCUCGAGUCUCGAUGGAGAAAAUCUUAAUUUGAACUUAUGCCCGCCCCCUCCAUGUGGUUCUCGAGACAACCAGCCUUCACAUGGCUACGUAAAUGCUCCUGCAUUAGGUUCAAAUUCUGUGAGUCCAGACAACCCAGAUGACCUCUAUGUACCAAUGGAAGGACCCGCCCAAGACACAACUCGUGGUAGAUUAAGCACUGAUCAAAGCUUUGUUGAUGCCAAACCUUAUAACUGUGUUGCAAUGAAUGAGGCUGUAUACACUGAUAUGUCCAAACCUGGUCCGUGUGCAGGAAAAGAGGCAAUAUGGCCAAAUCAGAAUCAAGCAGACACAUAUAGUAUAUUUGGUACAGAAAAAACACGGAGUUUCAAAAAGGUCAAUAAUUCAACAGUGGACCGUUCUUCGUCGUUAGGAAGCCAUGCUUCCCCGCCAGUCACUCAGCCGAGAUUACCUCGAAAAAAGCAAGCCUCCAUUGCAGAUGGCUCUUCAUCCUCUGAUGAAGAUGGUGAUAUAACAAUGUCUAAACAAGGAAUGCGUCAGAUAUUACCAGCACCAGGUAAACCCGACUGCGGAGAGUUGAAAUACUUGGACUUAAGACUUGACGACACUGCUGAGACCCCAAGUGGACCUCCUCCUUCUUGUGAAUAUCGGGAGAUAGACUUUGUAAAGACCAAUGCUUUGAGAAAUGUAAAAAAUGCCAGGGUGCUGGAAUAAUGAUGAUGGAAUUUAAUAAAAAAAAAAAGGGGGGAACAGAAAAGCAAAAAAAAAAAAAAAAAAGACAAUUGCUGUAGGGUCCUUCAACUGUCAUAUUUUUAAAUGUAUAUAUACAUAUGUAUAUGUGUGUGUGUAUAUAUGUGUGCAUGUUUGUGUGUGUGUGUGUGUGUGUGUGUAACUACAGCUGCAGUCAAGGAUGAUUUGAUAGCAUUUCCUAUACUUUUGCUAAUGGUUUUUAGGCCCAUGUAGUCGCAAUAAUGUAUAUACAGAUACAUAUAUAUAUAUAUACAUAUGCACACGCACAUACAAUCAUUCAUAGAUUUCUGUAUAUAUAUACAAUCACACACAUGUAUUUAUACAUACUUUUAUGUAUAUAUACAAAUAUAUAUGCACAUGCAUACACAGAUUUAUACAUACAUUCAUAUGUAUAUGUAUAUAGAAACACACACACACAUGUAUACAGAUAUACAUACUUCAGAUUACUUCAAUGAGAGGAAAAAAAAAAUUCCUUUUUUAUCAUAAAAACUAAAAAAAACAAGCAACAAAAAUUAUCCCACCGAAAAAUGAAGGGAGAAGCUCAGAAGUGAAACUUUUUUUGUAUAUUUUCAAAAAAAAAAACCCACAAAAGUCAUUCUUGAUUGAGGACAAGAGAAAUAAAGAACAUGGUAUUAUUAAUGAUAAUAAUAAUAAUAAUAAUAAUAAUAUCCUUUUUACACUUUC
Octopus bimaculoides (California two-spot octopus) is the source of this 2187-nucleotide messenger RNA. RefSeq lists its product as uncharacterized. NCBI's taxonomy places the organism in Eukaryota, Metazoa, Mollusca, Cephalopoda, Octopoda, Octopodidae. The record is from RefSeq and is a predicted model, not a curated record.